GCCUUCCUCAGCGGGCUGGACCCCGUGCAGGGCACCCCUCUGUCUCCCCCCGCCCACGCCCGCUGCGCCCUGCGCCUGCUGCGCUGCCUGCCCCCCGCCCGCCACGCCGCCCUGCAGCACCUGCGCGGCCUCUUCGACGACCAGGUGUGCCAGCACCUGCUGCAGCGCGAGAGCCCCGCCCCCGGCCCCGCCCCCAAGGCCACGCCCGGCGCCGAGGUGCUGCAGGAGGCGCGGC
Molecule: messenger RNA, 235 nt
Organism: Onychostruthus taczanowskii (white-rumped snowfinch)
Lineage: Eukaryota; Metazoa; Chordata; Aves; Passeriformes; Passeridae
Product: integrator complex subunit 5-like
Exons: 1
Source: RefSeq, a predicted model, not a curated record